AUGUCCAGCAUGCGUUCAGCACAGCCUGGCCUACUCCAACGAAUAGUGGACGAAUUAUCAGUAUGGUGGAGGGUCCUCGCUAGGAAGACGGAUGGGCAGGAGCACGUCUGGGUCGCUAUUCAUGAUAGUGAACCGAAAGUAGGACCCGCUCCUCCACGGCCCGACGAAAGAAUGGGCAAGAUGCUUCCUGACGGAACCCUCGAGGGCCAUGACUGGUCGAUCUCCUCUGACUACUGGGACAGCUCCUGCCCAUAUCGAGUCUGCAUCCCUGUCGACUUGGAGGAGCACGAUAGGUUCCCGGAAGGUAAAUGGGUGUCAGCUCCGUUCAACUUGGGCAGGGUUUGGGGCGUUUCAGAUGCGUCGGGCUGGAAAUUAUCCCCCACUGUGCGUAGGUACAUUUUUUCCACCAGAGAGCGCGUGCGUCCCAUCGUCACCACGAUAAUGUCGAUCUACUCUGCCAAGCUAGGGUACACCCUCCCCCCCUAUCUGUCGUUAAACUGGUUGGACAACUCAUUCCCGUCCGAGGAAGCCUUGGCCGCGCAAAUCGCCGACGCGCGAAGGCACAUAUUGGAUCAAUACGGAUUCAUCGUCUUCAAUUUGUUGCAGGACCCGGACUGGAGAAUGUGCACUGCUCUGGCACCUCUUGUCGGUGAGAUCACUGACAUCGGUCUUGUUGGCCGUAGGCACCGAGGAGUCAUCGUGGAAUUCGACAAGAUAGAACCGUCGCACUUGCGCACCCUCCUCAAGAAGUAUGUUCCAAUACACUAUCAAUGGUUCCCGACCAGUACUGGACCUUUCGACCCGAAAGUCCUUCAGGCUACGGACUACGCCUUCAUGAUGAGCAUAAGGCAUUCGACGACUCACGCCUUUGCCCCGAGGAAUGGGAAAGAACGCGAAGCUUCUCCCAAGCGUCCGGCUGGCCCGGUGCAGAAGAAGCCCGCAAAGUACUACGCGGUGGAAAGCAUAGGAGAAGAGGACAAGGGCCGUCGUAUCUCGAAAAACGAGUACAAGAGGUUGACGGAAUGGUGCCGCGGGGUGCACAAGUCGCUACCUGGAGGGGACAUCUUCUACGCAUACGAGAACGACGCAGAGGACGAUGACGACGCAAAGCCCGCAGGACCAGUCGUGUCGGCGAAGUCCCUCGCCGCCUGGGAGGCUAAGAUGGCAGCCCUACCGAGAGAGGAGCCGUUGACAUCCACAGAUAACGUGAAUGUUCCAGCAGUAGCAAUGCAAGGUGUUGCGACCGCUGAGUCUGAAUCGGAGGCCUCCAUGGCAGUAGUGACGCAAGGCGUUACGACCGCUGAGUCUGAGGCAUCCCUGGUAGAAGUGACGCAAGGCGUUACGACCCAGGGGGCAGUCAACAAGGAGCCGGCGCAAGUCACAGUGACAGCGCCAAUCGCCGAGGCCAUCGAGGUUUCCGUUGCCCCAGUACCAGAUAGUGGUACUGAACCUCAUGAGGAAGGAGAAGCUCCCUUCAUACCUGGCUCUCCCAUUGCCCCUUGGAUACCACAAGACUCUCACGUCUCGACAGCCCCUCCUUCACCUCGGGCCAAUUCACAUCCCUCAUCUCCAACGGAUGCAAGGGUGGUUCCCCCAGCGUCAAUGGAUGGAUUUACGCAAAAAUCACCAAGGCUUUCUUCACCCCGGUCCAUGACACGACCCUCAUCUUCCUUUGUUUCGGGGGCGGUUCUCUCCGAGCCAGCGGGUGUAUUGACGACACCGGCUGCAGUCGAUGCGGGGAGGAGCCAGCAACAGGUCUAUGACCGGCCGGGUCGUCCAUUUAAAGGGGAGAGUCGCCGAGAUGCUGGUUCAUCUCAGCACUAUGAGCGUAGGACGAGCCGCCCCUACCGGGAAGAGGGCUACCGCUCUCACGGUGACCGCACUCAGGCUCAGGCCCACUCGAGGUAUAGACCCGCCUACGAUGAAGGUUAUUCUUCGCAUGGACCCUCCUCCAAUUGGCCUUCCUCGGCGCCCAGACGUCCUCCUUCCCCUCGUCGCGAGGAACGCUUGGCGUUCCCAAGCGAUCGUUCUUACAGGAAGAGGAAGUUAUCUUCCUCUCAACUUGAACUUCGAGGACGCACUGGAGAGAGUAAGAGGUUCUGCCCAGAAGACAGAGAAGCGCAUCGACCAACGCUGAGUGAUCGCAUCGUGGACGACGUCAGGAUGGGUCCGUCACCCUCGUCCUCGCGAUCAUUGAUAGACAGGGUCCACACUGUCGCGAAGGUCCCGGAUACAGAGCAGAAGCCGAAGACUAAACAGGUCCCGAACCCGCGUGCAGAGCAGGUUCCAACCCUCAUGCUCAGGCCAUCAAUGUCCCAGGUGUUUUUGCAGCCCCAGGGACUCAUGUCUGCAGCCGAAGGAAUACGGCUCAUAACGCACGCCUAUCGCGCUAAUGAGCUACGGAUCAAUGGUCCUCAGGUAUUCAUGCAGGGCGUCACCUUUCCCGCAGCGCCAACCCUUCACUCUGGAUGUUUGAUUACGAUGUUCCGGUCUGCCAUCCGCGUAGCGCACGACCUCUUGGCCAAUCCAAACGCGUCUCCAGCGGACUCUAUACCAGGUCUACUCAGAUCCGGGGCACCAUUCCGAGUCAUUUCGUCGAUUCAGUAUACCGCACCAACGCAGCUCGAGGCUCGGCCAUUGUAUCUAGCAACCAAGCGCACUCACGUUGGUCUAGAUCUGAGUGAGCCUGGGUACUGGAACACCUACCUAGCCACCGUCCAGCAGCUUCUCGAUCGCCCGUUUGCACGCCGCUUCCUCACAGUUGGAGGGAUCAUAUGGCGUAUAGCCUUACAGUUCGGCCCAAAGACUCUCAUCCAAGAAGCUCUCUCGGGGCCAUCCUCAGAUGUCACUCGCUGGAAAAGCGGUGAAACGCUAGACGACCUCUGGGACGAUACUGUCACUCCUGCGGAACUGGAGAUACUAUUGGGCCAGGGUUUGGAAAACUCGGUGACAUGUUGGCCUCCUCAUGACAUUUGGACCUCCUCCACCAGAUGGUCAGGAUUUUGGUCGGAAAAAGAUGAAGCAUGGUUCCAGUUGCAGCUAGCCAACUUGUCUUCAGGGAACACCGAAGCACCCAAAACCCGCAAGGAUUGGAAACGAUUCUAUAAACCCAUCUCAGACGACAAAUCUGGCGACCCGUCGUUUCAUGGCUCAGAGGCCUUCGCUCGUGAUCUAUUUCAGAAGUUGGGAUACCGCGUUGACCGUGACCCUAUCUGGGACCUGGACACUUGA
Molecule: messenger RNA, 3231 nt
Organism: Suillus fuscotomentosus
Lineage: Eukaryota; Fungi; Basidiomycota; Agaricomycetes; Boletales; Suillaceae
Exons: 3
Coding region: 1-3231 (1076 amino acids)
Source: RefSeq, a predicted model, not a curated record